CGAGUCGUCGUCGACAGACGAUUAAUAAAAUCAGUGAAAAAAUUCAUUUCCUAAAGCAGGAAACGACGAUAUUGCUAUCCAAUGUCGUCAAUGUUAUAGCUGUUAAAAGAAAUAAAUAGUGGUGCUCGUAAUCUGGAUUGCAAUACCAAUGUGGAGCUAAAGGAUAUGACAUUAGGAAGUUAAUGUGAAUAAUAUAGGCAUGUUAUGUUUAUAAACAAAAACAGCUGAGCACAAUGCCAUGGAGAAAUUUCCGCUGAAGGGCACCUCAUCAGUUUUAUUCAGCAAAGCAAAUGCCAGUACGCUUAUGAAUUAUAAUUCAGUUGAUGCCAAGAGGGCCGAUGGUGUAGAAAGAAACAUGGAUAACCCAAAUUAUAAUCCAGGUCCAAGGAGUGGUAGAGGUGCAAGUAUGAGCAGUGAUGAAGAAACAAUUGAAGAUAAGCCACUUAGUUCUAUGCGUCAACAAGAAAGUAAUUCAGCUUAUUAUGAAAGAGAAAGAGCAAUAAAUAUUGAUGAUCCUUGCCCUCAAUAUACAGAUUAUGUUGAUUCUGAGGAUAUCCCAGGAAUAGGCCAGUAUGAUGAUUUCCAUACAAUUGACUGGCAAAGAGAUAUAGCAAGAGAUCGAAUGCAUCAUAGAUAUAUAUUGAAAAAAAAAUAUGAUUCAAUGUGGGAUUUAAUUAAAGGAGCUCAUGAUGCAUGGUCAGGAUGGCUUUGUGUUUUGUUUGUGGGCAUUUUUACCGGAGCUGUAGCUGGUGCAAUUGAUAUUGGAGCAACAUGGAUGACUGAUUUAAAGUUUGGAAUAUGUCCUGCUGCAUUUUGGUUAAAUAAAGAACAAUGUUGUUGGAGCGAAGAAACGUCUUUUGAUGGAGACAAUUGUACUCAAUGGAGGACAUGGCCUGAAAUUUUUGGACGAUCAAAGAAAGGAGUUGGGCCUUAUAUUUUGUCUUAUUUAUUUUAUAUUGUUUGGGCCCUUUUAUUUGCUUCUUUAUCAGCAUCUUUAGUACGAAUGUUUGCACCAUAUGCAUGCGGUUCUGGUAUACCAGAGAUCAAAACUAUUUUAAGUGGUUUUAUCAUUCGGAGCUAUUUGGGGAAAUGGACCUUGAUUAUUAAAUCUGUGGGUUUAAUUCUAUCAGUAUCUGCAGGUCUGAACUUAGGCAAGGAAGGCCCAAUGGUCCAUAUAGCAUGUUGUAUAGGCAACAUUUUUUCGUAUUUAUUUCCUAAAUAUGGUAGAAAUGAAGCAAAGAAGAGAGAAAUAUUAUCUGCUGCAGCAGCUGCUGGAGUUUCUGUAGCUUUUGGAGCGCCAAUCGGUGGUGUUCUUUUUAGUUUGGAAGAAGUCAGUUAUUACUUUCCUCUAAAAACUCUUUGGCGAUCUUUCUUCUGUGCCCUUGUUGCUGCAUUUGUCUUGGGAUCAAUAAAUCCUUUUGGUAACAAACACUCUGUACUCUUUUUUGUUGAGUACAAUAAACCUUGGAUUUUCUUUGAACUUAUUCCUUUCAUAUUUCUUGGAAUAAUUGGAGGAGUGAUUGGAACUCUGUUCAUUAGAGCUAAUCUCCGUUGGUGUCGUUAUCGAAAGUCUUCUAAACUUGGACAAUAUCCUGUGACUGAAGUUCUUAUCGUCACUGUACUUACAGCUGUUAUUGCUUUCCCCAACCCGUACACACAAAUGAGCACAAGCAAACUUAUUUAUUUAUUGUUCAGGAAAUGUGGUGUUGCUGAGACAGACAUGAUAUGUGAUUACCAGCGUAACUUUACGGAUGUCAACUCUGUGUACUUGCUCAUUUUAGCGUUUAUUGUUAAAUUUGUCAUGACCAUCUUUACAUUUGGUAUGAAAGUACCUUGCGGUCUGUUUAUACCCUCGUUGUGUUUAGGAGCUAUUGUUGGGCGCAUUGUUGGUAUUGGCAUGGAACAGCUAGCGCAUCAUUAUCCGCACAUUUGGAUGUUUAGUGAUGAGUGUUCAACCGGAGAAGAUUGUAUUACACCAGGACUGUAUGCUAUUGUGGGAGCUGCAGCUGUACUAGGGGGUGUCACAAGAAUGACAGUAUCAUUGGUAGUUAUCAUGUUCGAGUUAACUGGAGGAGUUAGGUAUAUUGUUCCAUUGAUGGCAGCUGCAAUGGCCAGCAAGUGGGUUGGCGAUGCACUGGGUAAACAAGGUAUCUACGAUGCUCACAUAAAUCUUAAUGGAUAUCCAUUCUUAGAUAGUAAAGAUGAAUUUCAACAUACAACAUUGGCUGCUGAUGUUAUGCAACCCAAACGGAACGAGACGCUACAUGUCCUUACUCAGGAUUCGAUGACGGUGGAAGAUGUGGAGAACCUGCUAAAAGAAACAGAACACAAUGGCUUUCCGGUAAUUGUGUCGCAAGAAUCACAGUACUUGGUUGGUUUCGUCCUUCGACGUGAUCUUAAUUUAGCUCUUUCGAACGCUAAACGUUUGCUAGAGGGCAAUUAUCGACAGUCUUUAGUCAUAUUUACCAGCGGUACGAACGUGCAAAAUCACCCCUAUCCGCCAUUGAAAUUGAAGAAAAUACUCGACAUGGCCCCAAUCACCAUUACCGAUCAGACUCCUAUGGAGACUGUUGUUGACAUGUUCAGGAAGCUCGGGCUUAGGCAGGUCCUUGUGACGCAUAAUGGUCGACUGUUGGGAGUGAUCACUAAAAAAGAUGUACUGAGGCACGUCAAACAACUCGACGACGAAGAUCCGAAUUCCGUUUUGUUUAAUUAAUUUAUUAAAAAAAGCUGUCAGUAGUUUUUAAUUAGUUUAAAAAUUUGUCUUUUAUUGGUAAUUGAAAGAAGCUGCAGUUUCUCUAUGCUUGCAGUAUAUUUUAUCAAAAUUACUAGAGGAAAUAGAUGAAAGCUAAUGUAUAACCAUUUCUUCUAGUUUAUGUGAAAAAAUACAUUGAGAGGAUAGAAGUGCUGCGGUAUCAUUCAGUCCUCAGUGAAAAAAAUUAACUCUCAAUUCUAUGUAAAAUUACACAUUUGUGGCAAUAGUCAUUCGACGUCGAGACUCUAUUAUGUUUGAGUUUUAAAAUAAGUUGUAAUAGGCAAAGGACAUAUAUGCAAAAAAAUGUAAAUGACGAUGUGGAUUUGUGAAGCUGUAUGUAUGUUGUAUGAUCCUUAAUAUUGAUAUUUGUAUAUUUUUCCUCUGUCAAUUUGUAUAAUGAUUUGUCAGUGUGAGUAAGAAAAAUUACCUAUGUUCGUUUAGGUUGUCAAUGAUCAAUAAUUAUGAUUCUUGCUGUAAUUGUAUAAAGUUUUAAUGAAAUUUUUAUCAUCCAAAUUUUUUAAAAGUAAGCAUAACGAUUUAAAGAGGCUAAAUAAAAAGUAAUUGCCUCAGUGAAAGUAAUAAAGGUAUGUAAACCAACUACAAUAAUGUUGAAAUUUGAUUACAAAUAGAUUGACAACUGCAGUAGUAUAUCAUUAUUUGUCUCGUCCACAGAAUUUUAACAUGAAAUAUUGUAUUGUAUAAUUUUAUUCUAAGUAUUAUUCACAUUUAUAUAUUUUAAUGGUGAUGAAGUUCAGUCUGAACCAAAAACAAAGUGAUCAAAGUUUGGACUAAUGAAAA
Messenger RNA from Trichogramma pretiosum, 3553 nucleotides. It is a transcript of the gene ClC-c, whose product is annotated as H(+)/Cl(-) exchange transporter 5. The record is from RefSeq and is a predicted model, not a curated record. The transcript has 11 exons. Lineage: Eukaryota; Metazoa; Arthropoda; Insecta; Hymenoptera; Trichogrammatidae. Gene Ontology annotation, biological process: transmembrane transport; chloride transport. Gene Ontology annotation, molecular function: voltage-gated chloride channel activity. Gene Ontology annotation, cellular component: Golgi apparatus; early endosome; membrane. Bases 239 to 2716 code for a protein of 825 amino acids.